This is a messenger RNA of Girardinichthys multiradiatus, 2865 nucleotides long. RefSeq names its product leucine rich repeat containing 8 VRAC subunit C (gene lrrc8c). Lineage: Eukaryota; Metazoa; Chordata; Actinopteri; Cyprinodontiformes; Goodeidae. Gene Ontology annotation, molecular function: protein binding. Bases 133 to 2523 code for a protein of 796 amino acids. The record is from RefSeq and is a predicted model, not a curated record. The transcript has 3 exons.
GACGGACCGUGCCCGCGCGCUCUGUUGGGGGCAGGGGAUCCAGGAAGGCUCAUUGGUCGGGAAGAGACGGAGCCCGAACCGCGAGAAGAACACCCCACGCGCUGAAGCUUGCCUCCAGAAAAAGCAGGCAUCAUGAUUCCUGUGAUGGAAUUUCGGCAGUUCUCUGAGCAACAGCCAGCGUUCAGAGUCCUAAAGCCGUGGUGGGACGUCUUCACUGACUACCUGUCUGUAGUCAUGCUCAUGAUUGGUGUCUUUGGAUGCACCCUGCAGGUGAUGCAAGACAAAAUCAUAUGCCUUCCUCAUAGAAUAUCUUCCGGCUCAGUGAACAUUUGUGAAGUGAACAGGAGUUUACUCCUACAUAUGCCGUCCAAUGCCUCAGAUGUGCUGAGAGAAAUGAGAGGGAUGAAAACUAAUUUGGAUCUUCAGCAAUACAGCUUUAUCAAUCAGAUGUGUUAUGAGAAGGCUCUACAUUGGUAUGCCAAGUACUUUCCCUAUUUAGUUCUCAUUCACACACUGAUUUUCAUGGUAUGUAGCAACUUCUGGUUUAAAUUCCCUGGCUCAAGUUCAAAAAUAGAGCACUUCAUCUCAAUGCUUGGCAAGUGCUUUGACUCCCCCUGGACGACGCGUGCAUUGUCUGAGGUGUCUGGAGAGAAUCCAGAAGAAAAGGACCAAAAAAAGAGCGGAACGUCAAGGUCCAACACUGCAUUGUCUCCUGAAGAAAGCAGUCUGGAAAAGACGCAGUCCCUCAGGUCUAUUCCUGAAAAGAUCGUGGUGGACAAGCCAUCAGCAAGUGUCCUUGAUAAAAAGGAGGGUGAGCAAGCUAAGGCUCUUUUUGAAAAGGUAAAGAAGUUUCGACUACAUGUCGAAGAGGGAGAUAUCCUCUACCUUAUGUAUGUUCGUCAGACCGUAUUUAAGGUGCUGAAAUUCCUGGUGAUCAUUGCCUAUAACAGUUUUCUAGUGAACAAAGUUCAGAACAAAGUUUGUUGUGAGGUUAAGGAAAUCCGUGACGUUACAGGAUAUACAGUGUUUGAAUGUAAUCACACCAUGGCUCAUCUGUUUUCCAAGCUGUCUUACUGUUAUCUGUGUUUGGUGGCUGUCUAUGGAUUAACAAGCCUCUAUACCUCCUACUGGCUGUUUUACCGCUCCCUUAAAGAGUAUUCCUUUGAGUAUGUGCGUCAGGAAACCGGCAUCAAUGACAUCCCAGAUGUUAAAAACGACUUUGCUUUCAUGUUGCACAUGAUUGAUCAGUACGACCCGCUGUAUUCAAAGCGUUUUGCUGUUUUUCUCUCAGAGGUCAGUGAGAACAAACUGAAACAGCUCAAUCUGAACCACGAGUGGACCCCAGAGAAAUUGCGUCAGAGACUCCAAACAAACCCAAACAACAGACUUGAACUUCAGCUGUUCAUGCUGCCUGGUUUACCGGACACUGUCUUUGAGUUAACGGAGCUGCAGUCGCUCAAGCUUGAGCUCAUCAACAACAUCAUCAUCCCUGCAUCAAUCUCUCAGCUGGAAGACCUGCAGGAACUGUCUCUCUACCAGUGUGCCUUGAAGCUGCACACAAGUGCUACUUCCUUCCUCAAAGAGAACCUAAAAGUGCUUUGUGUGAAGUUUGAUGACAACAGGGAACUUCCGAAUUGGAUGUAUAUUCUGCGUAACCUGGAGGAACUCUACCUCUCCGGAUCACUCAGUCCUGAUUCUUCAAAGAAUAUAGUUCUUGAGUCCCUUCGUGAGCUGAAGUGUCUGAAAACUCUCUACCUUAAGAGCAAUUUGACAAAGAUCCCACAGUCAAUUGUGGAUGUGUCCAGCCAUCUGCAGCGGUUGUACUUGCACAACGAUGGCACGAAGCUGGUCAUGCUCAACAAUCUAAAAAAGAUGACUAGCCUGAUUGAGUUGGAGCUUGUGCGUUGUGAUCUUGAACGCAUUCCACAUGCAAUCUUCAGCCUCACAAAUCUGCAGGAGAUCGACCUGAAAGAGAAUAACCUUCGCUCCAUUGAGGAGAUUGUCAGCUUCCAGCAUCUCCGAAAGCUCAUUUGUCUCAAGCUUUGGCACAAUGGUAUCAUGUAUAUACCAGAGCAUAUCAAAAAGCUCAGCAGCUUAGAGCGCCUUUACUUCAGCCACAACAAGAUUGAGAUCUUGCCCUCACAUCUGUUCUUGUGUAACAAGCUGCGCUACCUUGAUCUAUCCAACAAUGACAUCCGAUUUAUCCCACCUGAAAUUGGAGUACUUCAGAGUCUGCAGUACUUCUCUGUCACAUGUAACAAACUUGAAAACCUACCAGAUGAAUUGUUCUUUUGUAAAAAGCUCAAAACAUUGAAGCUGGGCAAGAACUCACUGUCCAUCCUCUCACCAAAGAUUUCUUACCUCACUCUGCUGACCCACUUGGAGCUUAAAGGGAACCACUUUGAGUUCCUGCCACAAGAGAUUGGUGUUUGUCGUGUUUUGAAGCGCAGUGGCCUUCUAGUGGAAGAGACAGUGUUUGAAACUCUGCCUUCAGAUGUAAGGGACCAAAUGAAGGCUGAGUGAGGUGCCUUACUAUAGCCUUAGUGCCUAUUGUUUGUUCAAUCAAUGCAGAGCAUUUGUUUUAUAUGAAAUUAGUCAAACUAUUACACUACUUUUAAGAACCUAUGGUGUCACAUUCCUGCCAAAAAUCAGUGGACAGUAUUAAGCAAUCACAAUAGCGCAUCUUUUAAUUGAAAGAGCGCAUAGCUCUGAUUGCGGGCGUGCACCUUUAUUCAAGAGCCUUUGAACGCAGCACGGCGAGCAGUAAAACACGCCCCCUGCGCCCAUCUGUUCGCUCUCGCACAAAAAUACGCUCUCUCGCUCUGUUUAGUGGGCGUAUUUCUCAGUUGGGGGCAGAAACUCUUC